GCAUCCAAAGGUGCAGUUGUAUACCGUGUGGAGCCAGAAACGGUGCCGUUCGAUGUGACACCGUUUUCUGGAGAUGUGUUCAGCAGAAAUGGAGUGCCGAAUGGUCGGUACACCUUCGACGUUGUGGCAUCGGAUUAUCUCGGACAGACUGAUAUUGUUGGCUUGAAUGAACUGGUAUAG
This is a messenger RNA of Anisakis simplex (herring worm), 180 nucleotides long. Lineage: Eukaryota; Metazoa; Nematoda; Chromadorea; Rhabditida; Anisakidae. The record is from the annotation of a GenBank genome assembly.